Molecule: messenger RNA, 669 nt
Organism: Miscanthus lutarioriparius
Lineage: Eukaryota; Viridiplantae; Streptophyta; Magnoliopsida; Poales; Poaceae
Source: the annotation of a GenBank genome assembly
AUGUGCCAGGUCCUUGAUCCAGCCAACAUGAAAAGUACCCUUCGCUGCCAGGUUCCUGAAGAGACAUUUGAGAAGUUGCACUUUGCCGGCUCAUCCUAUGGGCAGCUGAUUUGUGGCCACGGUAGAAAUUGUCUUGUUGUGGAUGUGUUCACUGGUGCCAAAGUUUUACCUCCACAGCUCCCAUUUGGCGACAACACUUAUUUCUACUCUGGCAUGCUGUCAGCUCCCCUUGCAUCACCAAACUCACACCUCCUAGUUUGCACAGUGUCCAAACAGGAGGGUCAAUGCUUCUUGCUUGAUUGGCUGAUUGGGAGUGAUUGUUGGUCAAAACUACAGCUCAAUAAUUCACAGAUUGAACAGAUUGUGGAGUUUAAUGCUUGGGUGGAGGUGAAGAAGCUAGAGAAUUACUCGCUGUUUAUUGGGAGUGAUGUGAGGAGCUCGACGUUUUCUUGCGCCAGCUUAGGACGAUGGAGCGGGAGGAGCAAUUGCUUGUACUAUGGGUAUUACGAUCCACCCUUGGUGUUGCAUGGAAUUCGUGAUGAUGCAGAUGCUGUGUGUGAUCCAGAUUAUGGCCCUGAUGACCUUGUGUUCAAGAGCCUUGUGUUCAAGAGGAACUGGAACACCCGACUGCAGCCCUUCUGGGUGUACCCAAGCAUGCUCUAUCGCUGA